This is a messenger RNA of Neofelis nebulosa (Clouded leopard), 438 nucleotides long. Its product is annotated as microtubule-associated proteins 1A/1B light chain 3C-like. The transcript has 4 exons. NCBI's taxonomy places the organism in Eukaryota, Metazoa, Chordata, Mammalia, Carnivora, Felidae. Gene Ontology annotation, biological process: macroautophagy; cellular response to nitrogen starvation; autophagosome assembly. The record is from RefSeq and is a predicted model, not a curated record. The coding region runs from base 1 to 438 and encodes 145 amino acids. Gene Ontology annotation, cellular component: autophagosome; cytosol; autophagosome membrane. Gene Ontology annotation, molecular function: ubiquitin protein ligase binding.
AUGCAGACUCCACAGAAAACCCAAAGCCUCAGACCCUUCAAGCAGAGGAAGAGUUUAGCAACCAGAAGAGAGGAAGUCGCUAGAAUUCAGGCGAAGUUCCCCAGCAAGAUCCUGACUCUUAACAGAGUAGUAGUGGAGCACUACCCCAGGGAGAGGUUCCUGCCCCCGCUGGACAAGACUCAGUUCCUGGUCCUGCAGGCACUGACCAUGACCCUCUUCCUCAGUGUCAUCAGGAGCUGCCUGGUCCUGGGGGCCUCUGGAGCCUUUUACUUGCUGGUGAACAAUAAGAGCCUGGUCAGCAUGAGUGUGACCAUGGCAGAGGUCUACAGGGACUACCAGGACGAGGACGGCCUCGUGUACGCGACCUACGCCUCCCAGGAGAUGUUCGGCUGCCUGGGCUCCAGGAACACCCUGUCGUCCUCUGCAGAGCAUGUCUAG